Caretta caretta (loggerhead turtle) is the source of this 3728-nucleotide messenger RNA. It is a transcript of the gene SIMC1, whose product is annotated as SUMO interacting motifs containing 1. NCBI's taxonomy places the organism in Eukaryota, Metazoa, Chordata, Testudines, Cheloniidae. Gene Ontology annotation, molecular function: SUMO polymer binding. The record is from RefSeq and is a predicted model, not a curated record.
GGCGGCGGCGCGCUCCCGGCGCGGGGGCGGGGCCGGCGGCGGGGCCCGCGGCCCCCGCCCGUCUCCGGCGCUAGGCCCCGCCCCCCCCGUGCUGUGCUGGCCCCUGCGCCCCGGGGGCGGCCGCAGCUCCGCGCUCCGCACCAGGACCGACUCCGGCCGGUGGUUCAGGCUCCGGCCCCCGGCUCCGGGACCGGGACCGGCCGCAGCGCCGCACGGCAUUCAGCCCCCUCUUCAAGCGCAGGGAGCGGCUGGUGCCUGCCCAGACCCGCGUGGGCAGCCCCUCGGAGGGGUGCAGGUCCCCACCCCGGUGUUUCUGCCACCAGCCUGCAGCCCCCGAUUUCCCGCUGCAGCCUCACGGUGCCCAGGGGCGUCUGGGGGGCACCAGGAAGAAACCGAGGAGUCACCGGACUCGCCGUUAAUUGAAUACACCUGAAAAGUAGCCACAGAAAACGUCACACAGCUGCAGAGACCAACAGCCCGGGUAGCCAAAGGAGAUUCGGGGUGGUGCCCGCACGUGGUUUGCUGCCUGGCCUGAGUCUCCAGUUUGUUUUUACUAAGACUAGUUGCUCCUAACCAGAGGAGUAGUUCCUCUGCUCUAGUCUGCUCUGAUUAGGCCUCAACUGGCGUAUUGUGUCCAGAUCUGGAUGCAACAUUUCAGGAAGGAUGUGGACAAAUUGGAGAGCGAGUCCAGAGAAGAGCAAUAAAAAUGAUAAAAGGUCUAGAAAACAGGACCUUCUGGGGGAAGAUUAAAAAAACUGGGUUUCUUUAGUCUGGAAAAGAGAAGACUGAGAGGGGACAUAACAGUUUUCAAGUAUGUAAAAGGUUGCUACAAGGAGGAGGAAGAAAAAUUGUUUUGCUUAAACUCUGAGGGCAGGACAAGAAGCAACGGUCUAAAACUGCAGCAAGGGAGGUUUAGGUUGGAGAUUAGGAAAAAAUUCCUCACUGUCAGGGUGGUUAAGCACUGGAAUAAAUUGCCUAGGGAGGUUGUGGAAUCUCCAUCCGUGGAGAUGUUUAAGAGCAGGUUGGACAAACACCUGCCAGGGACGGCCUAGAUAAUCAGUCCUGCCAGGAGUGCAGCGGACUGUAAUAGAAGACCUCUUACGGUCCCUUCCAGUCCCUGUGAGUCUAUAUAGGAUGAUCAGCAGGAAGGCGGGGGCUGCUGGACUGGAGAGAGAGAGCAGCCUGAGCCCAUGGGGACUGGGACAGUCCAGGCUUGAGGGCCCUAAGGCCUUCCUGUGCUAGGAUCAGACACUCAGUAAACCCUCCUGUUUGACACUGGCUGAGAGUCAGUGCAGUCCGUAGAGGGGCUUUGCAUUGUUCCCUCUGGUUGUGGUGGUCCCGGGGGGCCAGCGAGCGCGUGGACUCCCUGAGGGGGCCCUCGGUGAAAGGCAGGCAGGCGGAAGGCUCCGAGGUGCAAUCCGAAGAGCUGGGGGGACAAGAGCGCAACCUUCGCGGAAGGCCCUGACGCUCAAGGGGCUUGCUCCCAGGGGCCGUAUGAGAAGGGGAUGCGGAGAAGCAUUCGGCAGCCGGCCACCCACGCCUCACUGGAGGUCAUUGAUCUGACCGGGGAGGACGAGUGUUCAGAAGCAGCAGUGCAGGAUGACUUCGCUGUGAUCGACCUGACCGAAGUGGAGGAGGAGCGUCCGGCCGACUUCCCCCUGGCUGAUGCUGGCACUGCUGCCGGCAUGGCAUGCGCGUCGCCUCCCAGCCUCCCUGCCCUCGUGGACAUAAAGCGUGAAAGGAAAGAGGUGGCAGACCAAGGCCUUGGGGACCCGUGGGACGGAGCUCAGGAAGAGACGAAAGGCACCCACUUGGAAGGCUGCGUCUCCCCCGUCUCCAGCUGCACGCACUCCGUCUGCGGCCCUGAGCUCAGCAGCACCACCAUUAACAGCGACCUGGGCUCCUUGGCCAGCCUCCCGCUGGACUCGGACGUGUUCUCCUUCUCUCCAGCCAGCAGCAGCAGCAGGAGGGCAUCCUGGGACUGCUCCACCGCAGAAUCUCACAGUAGCAGCCAGCAAAAGGAAGACCCAAAACGCCUACCCACCGCCCCUGUUCAGAGACAGUCCCCAGGCCUCUCCAGCUGCCCCCCAGCAAGCACCCCCAGGUCUCCAGAGCAGCCUUUGCUGGAGACAAGUAACCCAAUGCUGACUGCCGUGAAGCAGGAGCCCCCCGAGCCAGCCAAACUGCGGCCUGUCAAUAAGGCUUGGCUUCAUAAGCUGCGGUACUUCAGGAGGACUCCGGUGCAUCACCUCUUCCUCCAGGGCGUGGUGCAGGAUGAGGAAAGCCGCCAGAUCGCACAACGGAAGGCGCAGCCCAUCCCCAGCAGAAAAUUGAGCAUGGUGUCCACCACCAUGGAGGAGAACUUCCCCAAGGGGACCCUGCAGUUCCUAAUGGACUUCGUGUCCUGCCACCAUUACCCUCCAAAGGAGAUUGUGUCCCAUGUGAUCAGGAACAUCCUGCUGAGCUCAGAGGCUGGGGAGAUGCUGAAGGAUGCCUACAUGCUGCUGAUGAAAAUUCAAAUGCUUCAUCCGGCUACCGCCACAAUGGUGGGAUGGGACUGGGAGCUGCUACGGUAUGUCAUGGAAGAACAGGAGGAGACGCUCCCCGGGCGCUUUCUGUUCCUGCAGUAUGUGGUGCAGACCCUGGAGGACGACUUCCAGCUGAACCUGAAGCUGCGCUUCCUGCAAAAAUCCAUUGCCAAGGAGGUGCUUUCCUGUGACCGGUGCUUCAGCAACGUCACGGAGGUGAUUGAGUGGCUGGUUGCUGCGGUUACUGGACUUGGAUUUUCCCAGCCCCGAAAGCAGCAGCUGAAAGCACCAUGUCCCUCAUCAGAAGCUGACGGUAGCAUCUCCUCACGUGGGCCAGACUCCGCACAGAAUGACAGUGAAACUGGGCAGGCAGAGGCCGUCCUACCAGCUUUCCUUUCCCAAAAGGUGGUGCUGCUUCUCCAGAGGAUGCUGUCCAUAGCCGUAGAGGUGGACAGGUCUCCCAAUUGUAGCACCAAUAAGAUUGCCAAUGUGAUAUUUCUAUACUUGGUGAACAUUCCUCUGAGGAGCCAAAGGGAGGCCUUCUUAAACAGCAUGGAGAGCCAACUCCUGCGCUGCAAAGUGCUGGAGCUCCUGUUCCACCACAGCUGUGCCAUACCAGCCUCCUUGCCCUUGUCUCUGAGCAAGAUCCUGCAUUUCCUGAGCUGCCAUUCUCUGCUGCUGCAGUAUCAGGACCACGAAGUAACGUGGCAAAGAUGGGAUGAGAUGCUUCAGGACUUGAUUUUACUGUUGAUAAGUUACCGCAACGUUGUGCUGGGACACUUAAGAAGUUCACUCAGUGAGCGGAUGGAUUUAAUCAUUUCAAAUGCCAAACCCCAGCUACAGGAUAAUGACAGUAUCACCACAGUGGACAUUGAGCUGCAUGUCAAGGACUUCAGCAGCUGGCUGCUGCAGAUCCUGGGGAAGCCCCUUCCCCCGCAGAUCAAAGACAAGGUGUGUGUGCUUCAAGCACUGCUGCUCACCGCUGCUGCCACCACCUGACAGGAAAAGGAUGCUCGCAAGGGAGCUGUGGACCUGGCUUUCAGUGCCAGGCAGCAGCCUGGUCAAACAUCAGUUGCCCCACUAUUCAGUUCUGGUCAUAUAGUUUGUGGACCGAGGAGUCUCCUACCCUCCUCUGAAAUCUGCUUCUCCUUGUGCAAUCUGUGUAUAGAGUUUUUUCAAUUAAAUUAUUUUCCUGCUUGA